UGUAUUGUUUUCUGAAUUUGCAUAUUUUCCGGUCUCAAACGAAGGUCAAUUGAUCGGUAAGAGAGAUUUGGGGAAAAAAGUGAUUGUGGGACGAGUAGGUGCUGGGACAUUAAUGUAUGUUGGUCCAGUAGAAGGUAAAACAGGUAUAUUUUGUGGUAUAGAAUUGGAUCGUCCGGAAGGGAAGCAUGAUGGUACCUAUCAAGGUGUCGCAUAUUUUCACUGUGCUCCACGACAUGGCAUAUUUGCGCCUUCCUAUAAAGUGGAAUUGUUACAACAGGUGACAGUUCCACCAAAACGACAAGAAAAGUUAAUACGAUCAGCAAUUCCUGCAAUUGCUGGUGGUAAUAUGGAAAUGUUAACAAUAGGAGAUGGAACAACACGAUCAACAACGAUGCAAUCGAUGGAUGUUAGUAUGACCUCUGUUAGUUCAUUGGGAUCAUUGGGAUCAUCGUCUAUUCUCGAUCGUUCAAUGGUUAAUUUUGUUAAUUUUAUAAUUUAA
Molecule: messenger RNA, 499 nt
Organism: Acanthocheilonema viteae
Lineage: Eukaryota; Metazoa; Nematoda; Chromadorea; Rhabditida; Onchocercidae
Source: the annotation of a GenBank genome assembly